AUGGUAUGCAUAUCACCUACCUCUGGAAAAGGAAAAGCUGGGAAAUCCUCGUCUGGGAAGUCCGGUGCUGAAGCUGGAAAGUCCCAGUCGCGUUCGGCAAAGGCGGGCCUCCAGUUCCCUGUUGGCCGUGUGCACCGACUUUUGAAGAAGGGCAACUAUGCACAGCGUGUUGGUGCUGGCGCUCCUGUGUAUCUUGCAGCAGUUCUCGAAUACCUCGCUGCUGAAAUCCUUGAGUUGGCUGGGAAUGCGGCUCGUGAUAACAAGAAACAACGUAUUGUUCCUCGUCAUCUUCAACUUGCCAUUCGAAAUGAUGAAGAGUUGAACAAGCUUCUUGGUGAUGUUGUUAUCAGUCAGGGCGGUGUUGUACCAUUCAUUCUUCCGGAACUCCUCCCAUCAAAAUCCAAUAAGGGCAAGAAGGAAGGCGCAUCGCAGGAGGUGUAG
Molecule: messenger RNA, 441 nt
Organism: Fibroporia radiculosa
Lineage: Eukaryota; Fungi; Basidiomycota; Agaricomycetes; Polyporales; Fibroporiaceae
Exons: 5
Coding region: 1-441 (146 amino acids)
Cellular component (GO): nucleosome
Molecular function (GO): protein heterodimerization activity; structural constituent of chromatin; DNA binding
Source: RefSeq, a predicted model, not a curated record